AUGCAGGUGCUGGAGCAGUUUGGGUUCAGACAUGGACAGGAGGAUGUGGGCUUCGAACCACCGACCUGCUCUACCUCCAGAACCUCAGCCCUGUGUGUUAUCAUCUAUCUGUUUGCUGAUGUGGUGGAGGGCGAGACUCCUCUUCCUCUGGGCUCAACGUGUCGCAGGAAGCGUCUCCACUCUGCAGGUGAGGAUGAAGAGGAGUCCAGAAGCUGUGCCUCACGGCCGAACCCUGAGGGCUCGCUGUCGGCCAGCGAACUGAGCCGUUACGGCGAACCGGAGGAGGAGGAGCUGCAGAGACUGUGUCAGCGCUGCCACAUCAUGGCGUCACAGCUGAACAGACAAGCGGCUGCUCUGGCCGACAGCACGGCUCUGAAGUACCAGAGGAGAUUGUGGGUUUUCGGGAUCAGUCGUCUCCUCCGAGCUCCACACUCCUCCGUCAGCACACAUCACCUUCAACGUGGCCGCCGGCCGAGUCCAGAGCCGGAGUCGGUCCUCGCUACGCUAACGAGCAUCACGGGAGUCCGGCCUCUGUUCCGGCGCUCCGAGCCCGGAGGGCUGAAGGAGGAGCGUCACAGCGAGGAGACGACCGAGGAGACGACGGAGGAGUCAGACUGCGAUCCGCUGGAAAGACAGAGGUCAAAGGUCAAACCGAGGGCGCAGCUGCAGAGAGACCUGUCUGCUUCAGCUUCUGGCUUCACCCUGAAACUGACCUCAGUGCAGUUUAACACUCUGGGCUGUGCACUGCUGACGGACCCGGCUUACGCCUCCUUCCUCUUCGAUAAGCUGCAGCGCCUCCAGUGGCCUCGUCGUGGCCGCCAUGCUUCAGUGGACGCUCGCUGUGAUGUCUGCGGCGCCGCCUUCCACCAUCUGAGACGCCUCGCUCUGCGACGCGCUCUGGGCUUCAGCAGGGAGAUGACGCCUCGCCCCGCCUCCCAAGGUGUACCACCGCCAACUCCCACCGCCACCCGGCCGGCCUCAGACAGCAGCUGGGGGGGCGAGGAGCUGCCGGUGAAGCAGCAGAGAUGGUCGUAUGACGAGCAGCAAGGGGGCGUGGCUCCGUGGGGAUGGGGCGGAGUUCAGAGCACCUACCUGGGAGGGGGUGGGGCCACGGGGCUGGCCACAGUCACGCCCCUCCCUCUGAACGCACAUCACUACCUGGAGGGAGUCUGGAGAGUCUCCUGCUGCAGACCUGAACAGACUACGGGUCUGACUUCAGAGGGAGUUUAUGAGACCAUGAAGUAUCCGAGUCCUGACGUUAAACCAGCAGCUCACAGCAUCGCCACCCAGACCAGCCACCCGCCGUCUGCUGCAGCCGCCUUCUUCAUCAGGGCGGCUCAGAAGCUCAGUCUGUCCCGCAGGAAGAAGUCCCAGCCUGGCCCCGCUUCCUCGCCCGGUGAGGCCCCGGGACCCCUGCUGUACACCGGGGGCUUCAGCGGGGCCCUGCAGCUCUCCCCGCCCGCCGUCCCGCCAUGCCUCCUCCGGGCCGGGUCAAAGGUGAAGGACACUCCUGGGAUGGGGAAGGUCAGAGUGAUGGUCCGGAUCUGUUCGGUCCACAGCAGCGAGUCCUCAGAGUCCAUGUCCCUCCUCAAAGUGGACGGCAGGAAGAAGCAGCUGACUCUCUGCGAGGCGUCAGCCGGCGGACGAGGCUCCGCCUCCGCUCCAAAGACCUUCCUGUUCGACGCCGUCUUCUCCCAGGAUGCUUCGCAGGCUGAGGUGUGUUCAGGGACGGUGGCUGAGGUCAUCCAGUCGGUGGUGAACGGAGCCGACGGCUGCAUCUUCUGCUUCGGACACGCCGACCUGGGUAAGACGUACACCAUGAUUGGUCGGGACUGCUCCACCCAGAGCCUGGGCGUGGCCCCGACAGCCAUCUCCUGGCUCUUUAAAGUGAUGGAGGAGCGGAGGCAGAAGUCUGCAGCCCGCCUCUCCGUCAGAGUGUCGGCUGUGGAGAUCUCCGGCCGGGAGGAGACGCUCACCGACCUCCUGGCUGAACUGUCCUCCUCCUCAGCAGGGGGCCCCCAGGAGACCCCGGGCCCCGCUGUGUCACUGCGACAAGACCCCCUCUGUGGAUCCCAGCUGCAGAACCAGACGGAGCUGCGGGCAUCCAAUGCCGAGCGGGCAGCGUUUUUCCUGGACGCCGCCUUGGCAGCGAGGAGGAGCCACCGAACGCCGAGCGACCAGGAGGCCCGGAGGAACUCGCACUUCCUGUUCACCCUGCACCUCUAUCAGGAGAGGCCGGACAAGAGCAACAAGGCAGCAAUGUCCGGGCGGAGUCGUCUCCACCUCCUGGAUUUGGGAAGCUGUGAGACGGACAUCAGCAGGACCCGAGAGGGAGGCGGAGGUCAGUGCCUGUCUCUGUCUGCGCUGGGAAACGUCAUCCUCGCCCUCGCCAAUGGGGCCAAGCACGUUCCGUACAGGGACAGCAAGCUCACCAUGCUGCUUAGUGAAUCCCUGGGAAACAUCAACUGUCGAACCACCAUGAUCGCCCACAUCUCCGACUCCCCGACGAACUACAUGGAAACGCUGACCACGGUGCAGCUGGCCUCCCGCAUCCACCGCAUGAGGAAAAAGAAGUCAAAGUACGCCUCCAGCUCGUCCGGAGGGGACAGUUCCUGUGAGGAAGGCCCGUCCCAUCGACCUCCUCAUCUUCGACCCUUCCACCCUCGGACCGUGGCUCUCGAUCCGGACACGCCUCUGCUGCUCUCCAGUGAUCCUGACUACUCCUCCAGCAGUGAACACUCCUGCGACACCGUCAUCUACGUCGGUCCUGGAGGGAAGGCCAUCUCGGACCGAGAACUGAGCGAUAACGAGGGACCACCUUCCUUUGUUCCUAUCAUCCCCUCCCUCAACAAAAAGCGAGUCAAAGAUGCACCCAGGUCUGAUGGCGAUCACUUUAAGUGUAACACGUUUGCAGAGCUGCAGGAGAGACUCGACUGCAUCGAUGGCAGCGAGGGCCCCGCCAUGUUCAGCACAGAGGAAAAAGCAGCACAAGCAGCAGGGCUCGGGACUCAGACUGGAGCUACAAAACCCACAGAGGCAACGUUUCCCCCCAAAUCUGAUAAGAACUCUUCCUGCCAGUUCUUAGAAAGCGCACCAACCACAUGCACAAAUAAACCUGGCGGGGAACAAUCCAAAUUACCCUCAGCCAGCGGCUUCAUGGACACUUCCAAACGGACAAGUGCAGAUGGGGAGAAACUUUCAGCCACACCCUUUCAGCCUUGUACGGUAAAACCUGGGACUUUUCCCCAGAACUCAGAGCCUGUGGUGCGAGAGAGGGUCUACCUCAAAGGAGGUGUACCCAAGCCGUCAGCCUCACCGUCCUUACCCAGGACAUCCAGAGCAGAGUCUCAGCCUGGGGAGGUUGUUGGUAGGACUCCCCCAGUGGGUAUGAGUCAACAAGCACUGAGGCAAGGCCAACCACUGGGGCUCCCUAACACAGAAAGCGCCCCUCAUACAGGUAGAUACCCCAUGGAGGCUAACAAUCUGCGGGCAGCUCUGUUAGGAAGGGAUUUUCUGAGGACUACCAUUACACUGCAACAGCCUGUGGAGCUGAACGGGGAGGAUGAGCUUGUGUUCACGGUCGUAGAGGAGCUUCCUCAUGGCCUUGUGCCAGACAAUGGCCGACCCUCUAACCUCCGCAGCUUCAACAAUGACUGCUCUCGGCAGGCCUUAGCCUCUGGUACUCGCCCUGUGAGCAUCAUCAGCAGCAUUAAUGACGAGUAUGAUGCUUACACAUCUCAGCAUGGAGCUGUGGGAUCUGGGGCUGAUGUUGGCACUGAAUGCCAGGAAAUGUUGUUUUCCCAACGUGGCAACAAGCAUUCAACUGUUGGCUCAUGGCAAAGUGAAGUGACUGCUGAUUCGGCUGAAAGUGAAGGCACUCAUUCAACAAACAGGCUUCACUUGAGGGACAAAAACAUGGCAACAGAAAAUCCAUCCAUGCUGACCUCGCCAAGUAUAUUUCAUAAACAGCCAUUUUUGCAGCAUGGUAUCAAGAGCUCUCUGAAUGACAGCGGCGUCUGUUUCUCAGAGCUGGACAGUGACCAUGGUACUCCAAACAAACCUUCUUUUACCAAGUGCCCUCCCUCCAUUGACUCAACCAAAGCCUCUCUCAAAGGCUCUCUCAAGGUGAGAACCAAUACUCUGAACACUUCGGUGCCAGUCCAGAUUCCCCAUCACACCACCCAUUCCAGUCUUCCCAGAAAAACCAAGCCUACCUCAUCUGCAGCUGUGGGCUGCAGCAGACAGGAAGGCAGAAAUGAUGAUUAUUUGCUUCAGGAAAGCAGUGACUUUGAUUCCAGAGAGGUUGAGUUUCUCUCUGUAGGUAAGCCACCAAGAAGUGGCAUGAGUAGUGUUUUAUCUAAAAGGCCCGGAGGCAACAGUAACAGUGUACCUCGGCCACCAAAAGCACAAAUGUCGUCUUCAGCUCAGAGGGUUGUAGACGGCUGUGAGAAGUCCAGCAGCAGGAGAGGAGAUACUUUCAUCAAACUGCCUCGACUCACCCGAGGUGCAACGACUUUAGGCACUGUUUCUCUUCCCCAGAGCUCUGAAUCAAAAUGGGGUCAUGAGGGUACUUCAGUGACAGGUACCCUGAAGUUUUCAUCCUUGGGAAAAAAGUCCAUUGGGCAGAUAAGUAGUGUGUUCUCCAAGUCUGGAUCUGGAAAUAUCUUUCCUCCUGCUCCACCUGUCAGACAGUCAAGCCAAGAACAAAAGAUGAGGACUGUGAUAUCUCCAAGUGCCUUAAAAACAAGCAGCGACACUGGAAAGUCCCCAUUCCCUAAAACACCGACCUCAGAGGAAGAAUUCAACAUCAGGCUGCGGGCAGAUUCAUUCAGCCACAGGACAUCUAGUUUAAAAACUGAACAUUGCUUUGCCAGGACAUCUUCAAGCCUGAAGACACGAGGGGUCAAAGCAGAGUCUUCCAGGUACUACGGGAGUCUGAUGUCUCUGGAGAGGUGUGACAGUCAGACCUUAGCUGGGUCCAGGCCUGAGCUGUUCAGGGAGAACAGUGGCGCUACUUUGGGAGGUAACAGCAGAUCCAACAGAUCAGUGCCAAGACUCGGGGUUCCAGCCACCACCUCCACAUCCGCUCCUUCUUCCCAAGUUCCUCCUGGUGCUUUUGCAACUGCAAGUAAACUUGGACAGGUCAAAGGCAACAGCAGCUCACGAACAGCAGUUUCUGGUGGAUCAAAGGUACGAACUCUGUCUACCAGCAGUUCCAAGAGCCUGACCUCCGCCCCUAAACCUCUUGAUAAUGUAGCUGGACGCAACACUAGCCUACCUCCAACUGGUAAGUCCCCAGCUCGUUCAGUGACAGGAGCUAAGACAGGAAGAGGAACCAUCAUGGGCACAAAGCAGGCCAUCAGCAGAGCGGCUAACAGUCGGGUUAGUGAGCUAGCCACCGGGAGCCAAAGGAAGCAGCUCAGCAGGGGGCCUGGGGUAACAGGGAAUGAUGGCAAUGACAGCAGGACUAGUAGUGUCAGUGGAUCGCCAAUCAACACGCCACUACCAUCACCUUACAGCAAGAUCACCGCGCCUCGGAGGCCACAGCGCUACAGUAGUGGGCACGGCAGCGACAACAGCAGCAUCCUCAGCGGGGAGUUGCCCCCCGCCAUGGGCCGCACCGCCCUGUUUUACCACAGCGGGGGGAGCAGCGGCUAUGAGAGUAUGAUCCGAGACAGCGAGACCACUGGCAGCACCUCUUCAGCACACGACUCCAUGAGCGAGAGUGGAGUGUCCUCGUCCAAUAGAGGCAGGGUUUCUAAAUCGCCCAAGAAGAGAGGAAAUGGUUUCCAGCGGCGCCGUCUGAUCCCGGCUCCCCUCCCGGACACCUCCUCUCUGGGCAGGAAGGCGGGGGGUCAGUGGGUGGACCUGCCACCGCUGGGCGAGCCCUUUGAGAUAAAGGUGUACGAGAUCGACGACGUGGAGCGCCUGCAGGGGAGGAGGGAGGUGGUGACCGGGUCAGAGCCGUUCCACGAUGUCGAAAAGGGUCUGCUCUACUUUAACGCCCGGCUGAGGAUGCUGGAGAGGCGGCAGCAGCAGAUCAGGGAGCUGAAGAGCAAACACGAGAGGCUGAAGGUGGAGCUGGAGGAGGCCAAGAGCCGGCUGAUGCUCGACCCGGGCAAAUGGAGCGGAGAGUUCGACGUGGACCAGGACCUGGACCGGGAGUCCCAGGAGUACCUGGAGGCUCUGGCUCAGGCCACGGCGGACCUGGAGUACUGCGUCAACCUCUGCAAGUCCCGCGUCAUGAUGGAGACGUGCUUCGACAUCGCAGCGAUGACGGCCGCCGCCACCGUGCAGGGAGGACAGCAGGAAGUGGAGGUGUGAGAGGAGGGACCAGCAUGGAUGGAUUAGAGGACCCGGAUACUGAACCACCACUGGCAAUCUGGACACUGUGGGUACUCCUGAGGCCCAAAAGAGACGUCAGUAAAGCUGCUUCAGACGGGUUCAUUAUUAUUUAGCCGAGCUAGCAGCACUGCUGCAGGGACGCCAGCAGGUCGGUCCUGACUGAAAUAUCUCAACUAUUGCAUACCUGUCAAAAUCAUUUUCCCCAAAGUUUAAAAUUCUGAGAGAAUUAUGGGAUAAUAUUUAAACUGGAAAUAAUGAGAGAAUCCCAGGAAAAAUGAGAAGGAUGACAGGUACGCUUUUUGAUGGAUUGUCAGGACGUUUGCCAAAAGAGAAAGACUGAAGUCUCGGCAGGGGGGCGCUGGAGAGCUGAAGGGAGGCAAAGGUCCUGUAGGAGGUGGACCUGAGUCAGAAACCUCUCUCCUACUGCUCAGAGUCCUAACUCCGUCACAUCUGAACUCACAGAUGUGAAACACAUGUUGAAUCAUCCCGAGGAUCUCACCAUCUCUGAAGUCCGUCCAGAACAAAGGUCCAGAAAUCAGCUGCAGAACCUCCUGAGGAACUUCAUGUUUUUAAGUUUAGUAUCACAGUGAUCCAGUGAGAGCUUUCUGUGCACCAUGCUAACUGCUAGAAAGAGCUGCUGACAGCUAAUUUAGCUACUGUUAACAGGGACAGUUUGACUAAAUCUAAGAAAUACAGGCUCUAAAGAGAUUAGCGGUACCCACCUGUAGCUGUCCUGACCAGAGCGGGUUUCCUGUGGUUAAUGUCUGUGAAACGCCUCCAGAGCUUAGUGAAGUGAUUGCUAUGUGUGUGCAACAGGUUCUCACCUCAGUGCGUCAUUACCGACGCUUUCAGACAGCGUGACAAAGCGUAAUUAUUUGACGCUAAAGGAACCCUUCAGCUUGCGUACGAAACGCCACCAUUUGCUACGUCGCAGCAACACAAAGGAGGCUAACCAUUAGCCGGUCGACAUACAUAAAGUCAGUGACUCAGGUUAUCGGCACUAACAUCUCUGAUGGCUGUGGUAAGGGUUAAACACCUUUAACACGAACGUAGCUAGCUAGCUAGCACUUCCGGUCUGUACGAGACGGCAUCUCGUACAAAUAACUACGCUUUGUCACUUUUGCUGAGAGCGUUGGUAUUGGACGCCCUGAGAUGAGAACGGUCUGGUGUGUGACGUCAUCCUGUUUGCAGUGUUCAUUGAAAUGAUCGGGCGCCAUCUUUAAGUGCGGUAUCCAGUUCUUAUGAUCCAUUCGUGGCGACCAAUGAGAGGCGAGAAAGAGGAGAGAGAGUUUCUGACACCGGGGAAGGUCUGGAUUUAUCAUCCUGAGGGGAAAAAUUCAUCAAGACGUCACAGAAAAGACGACAUCGUUCAUACAAAGUAAAACCUCUGGAAACAAUGACGGCAGAGGAACAGACUGCAGAUCAGAUUAGAGAAGAUAAACAGAUCUCAGUAAGGAUGAAAGCUCUGGAAGUGCCUUUGUAUUUAUUAUCUAAUUUAACACAUUGAUUUUUCAUUAUUUAUCUCGUCUGUGUUCAUGGUGCUGAUCUUUAAAUCAAACUUCUAAUAUAUUCAUUAUGCAAAAAAGUGAUCUGAUUUUGGAGUAGAAAGUGUUUAUAUGAUAAAAAGAAACUUCAGGUUUCAGAAAGAAAUGGAAAAGAGGAGAUAUUAUCUCAAACCUCAGCCUCUGCCUUCAUCCUCCUGCAGUGUUUUCUGCCUUUGACACUGACUCAGAGUUUGUCGUCGUGUUUCUGCUGGUUUGAUGUUCGUCUCCAGGAAGACAACAACUCCGACAAAAUCUGAACACGCGGAACACAGAUUUUUGAUUUGCACGUCCCGAGGAGAUCAUUAUCUCUGACGUCCGUCGCUGAGAAACAUCGAUAAAAAUAGAAGCUGAAGAAGUUCCUGAGAACCUUCUGUUUUUCAGUUUCCUUCAGUAUCAUAGAGCUGUGAGUGAGAGCUGCCUGUACAUUGGUCACCUGACGAGUUAAAGAUCGUCCGAAUAUCAUCUGUUUAAAUAUUUCCAAAUCUGAACAACUCUUAAAUCGACUUACUUACUUUCCAGUUUUAAUAAAAAUGCAUAAAUGCAAAAGUCUUGAAUUCAAAAACAAACAGAAGUGAAACCUGAAGUCAGAGCGUGGCGUGUUUCUCCUUCUCCUUUGGAAAGUCCCUCCUCGUCCGUCUACUUUAACACAUUCUCAGGCUCUUUUUAAAGUUUGCUGCAUGAAAACGUUUCUUCUUCUCCUGUUUUAAAUGUGUGACCUUCUGCAUCCGGUCUGUGUUUCUGAGGUUGUGUUCGUUACAGAAGAAGAGAAAAGUUUUGCCAAACACAUGUUUUUACCGUGACGUUGCUCUACCUUUAUUGAUCUACGCAGACUUUUUUAUUUGUUUUGGUACUGUACAGUUUUAUAAUUAUUUGUAAAGAGAAGAGUGGAAAUGUACAGGAUGAGCGUGUCGGCCCGGGUCAUACGUGUUCAUAAAGAGAAGUC
Molecule: messenger RNA, 8832 nt
Organism: Micropterus salmoides (largemouth bass)
Lineage: Eukaryota; Metazoa; Chordata; Actinopteri; Centrarchiformes; Centrarchidae
Product: kinesin-like protein KIF26A
Exons: 18
Coding region: 1-6324 (2107 amino acids)
Biological process (GO): microtubule-based movement
Molecular function (GO): microtubule binding; ATP binding; microtubule motor activity
Source: RefSeq, a predicted model, not a curated record